AUGACGUGGCUAGCGUUUUCUGCCGAAGAACGGGCGAAAUACUCCAAAAAGACUGAAAGCCCACCUGAUCCUGUAAACGCUAAAUUUUCCUUUACACGAAAUGUGGAUGUGUUUGACGAGCAGCUGGACACGAUGAUGUCGCGCUACCUUGAUCGUCCGGGCGUGCCCAUUGGAAAGAAAGAGCUGACGCGACUCGUUUACAAUAAAGCAGUUGCAGCCUCGUUCAAACCAGGGGAGCCGGUGGGAAUGUUGGCUGCCCAGUCGAUCGGUGAACCCUCAACCCAAAUGACCCUCAACACUUUCCACUUUGCCGGCCGUGGUGAGAUGAACGUGACGUUGGGUAUCCCUCAAUUGCGUGAAAUCCUUAUGGUGGCUGCUGCAAAUCUCCAAACUCCGUCGAUGGAAUUCCCAUAUUGGGUAAGGGACCUAAAGCUCUACGCAAAGCUGAAAAACUAAAACUCAAGCUGACUAGGGUUACGCUUGCCGAUGUCCUAGAGAAGGUUUAUGUAACCGAGGCAUUGUCAAUCAACGAAGGAGAAAGGGCCAGGAUUUACGGACUUAAAUUUAAUUUCCUCCCGCAUGCCUCCUACAAGGAUCGUUUAUGCGUUAAACCAAAAC
This is a messenger RNA of Daphnia pulex (common water flea), 618 nucleotides long. Its product is annotated as DNA-directed RNA polymerase I subunit RPA1-like. Gene Ontology annotation, molecular function: DNA binding; DNA-directed RNA polymerase activity. Lineage: Eukaryota; Metazoa; Arthropoda; Branchiopoda; Diplostraca; Daphniidae. Gene Ontology annotation, biological process: DNA-templated transcription. Bases 1 to 456 code for a protein of 151 amino acids. The transcript has 3 exons. Gene Ontology annotation, cellular component: RNA polymerase I complex. The record is from RefSeq and is a predicted model, not a curated record.